Molecule: messenger RNA, 2603 nt
Organism: Arachis stenosperma
Lineage: Eukaryota; Viridiplantae; Streptophyta; Magnoliopsida; Fabales; Fabaceae
Exons: 8
Coding region: 151-2331 (726 amino acids)
Molecular function (GO): protein binding
Source: RefSeq, a predicted model, not a curated record
AUUAACUAAGCUUUUCCAAAUAACGUUUCUCCUUCGGUUGGUCAUCCAAAUAAUACCAGAGAGAGAGUAGUAGUAGUAACAGAAGUAGCUCCUCCCCUUAGCUUCCUCACCUCUCAAACUAAAGGCCGGUUCUCAUCAGAUUGUGAAGCAAUGGCGGCAGCUGGAUCCCACGGAAUAGUUGGUGAAGCACUCACACGAGAUAACUACGAAAACUGGAGUGUUCUGAUGAGGAACUAUCUCAUGGGAAGAGGUCUAUGGGACGUUGUGGAAAGUAAACCUGUUGCAGAGGAAGGCAGAUCAAGAAUAUGGAAGAAGAAAAAUGCAAAUGCGUUGCACAUCAUUCAACUCUCAUGUACUUCAGAUACCGUUGCUCAGAUUAGACGCUUUCGAACCGCCAAAGAAGCCUGGAACCACUUGACUGCGUCUUUUGGGUCCAACUCACAAGCCGACAUAGAUAUUGAACAAGGUGGUGUAAUGGAUGAUCCUGAAUAUCGCGAGUUGUUCAUGAGUGUGGAACAGAAUAAUUGGAGUGUAGUAAAGGCAAUCCUGAACCGGGACGUCAUGGCUAUAUAUUAUUCUACUUCCCACUCUGGUAGGACAGUGCUCCACACGGCGGCAAUCUUGGGGCACCAGGACAUGGUAAAGCAAUUGGUAGCCGAAGGCGGAGAAAGAUUACUUACAAUGCAAGACAACCGCGGUUACACGGCUCUCGCCCUUGUUGCUGAUCUUACCGGCAACAAAAGCAUAGCAAAGUGCUUGGUAGAAGAAAGUAGUGUUGGUGGUUACGCACAGGUGCUGCUUAUGAUGGAGACCAAAGACGGCGAGAUACCUGUUCUUCUUGCUGCCGCUAUGGGUCACAAGAAAAUGACUCCCUACCUCUAUUACCAAACACCCAGGGAUAUGUUCGACAAUGCCGACAAUGCACUUUUGCUCCUUUCACGAUGUAUCAGCGCUGAAAUAUUUGAUGUUGCUUUGCAAGUACUACAAGAUCAUGGGGAUAGGCUACCCCUUACUCAUGAAUCAGAGUGUCUCCGACCCUUAAAGGCAUUGGUUCACAUGCCUUCUGCAUUCCCCAGUGGCACUAGAUUUGGGACGAUUCUACAUUGGAUCUGUUACGAUUUUUUGGAAGUACACGACAAGAUCGUAUCAAGUGUUUCCCUGAAUACAGAACCAUCUACGAGAACUUUAGCAGGUCGACUAUGGAAAUCUGUGCAUCGUUUUAUUUUGAGAACUCCUUCAGGCCAAAAUUUGGAUCGACUACUGCUUGCACCCGUUCACUUAUUCAUUCAAAAUUCUCUACUAAAAUUUCCAGGAAUAAAAUAUAUAUAUAUAAAGAAAAAGACCCACCGUAGGGUUUAUCAAAUUCUGAGUUGCUUGGGGGAAAAAGUUACUUGCCUUGAUGUAUCGGAGCUUCGAAAUGCUUCUGCAUAUGAUGCAAUGUUGCAGGCAGCGAAGUAUGGAACCAUUGAGUUCAUAGAGUUUAUGCAAAAAGCUAAUCCAGACCUCAUAUGGGCCAUUGAUAGAAACAAGAGAGGCAUAUUCCCGCAUGCGAUUUUGAAUCGCAAAAAAAACGUGUUUGACCUCAUACACGAUGUUCACGGACGCAAGGAGAUAGUUCUUUCUCGCACCGACGUGUUUGGCAAUAACCUUCUACAUCUAGCAGCACAGUUAGGGCCUUCCUCUGCUCUUGCUCAUAGAUGUGGUGCAGCUCUCCAAAUGCAAAGCGAAAUUCAAUGGUUUAAGGCCGUGGAGGAAAUUGUGCAUCCCAAGUGUAAGGAGGCGAAGAACAAAGAUGGGAAAAAGCCUCAUGAAAUAUUUACGGAACAACACAAGGAGCUGGCGAAAGAAGGGGAGAAGUGGGCGAAAGACACAGCUAGUGCUCUCUCCGUUGUUGGUACUCUUAUCACUACAAUCCUCUUUGCCGCGGCCUUCACUCUCCCUGGUGGAAACAACCAGAGCAACGGGGAACCCAUGUUACUGCAUGACAUGGCACUUACCGUCUUCAUCGUAGCAGAUGCAAUAUCAAUCGUUGCUUCUUCGACUUCAGUCUUGAUCUUCAUUGGGAUCCACACGUCGCGUUAUGCGGAAACAGAUUUCUUGAAAGCGUGGACAUAUAAACUGCUAGUUGCCCUGGUGACUCUGUUUUUAUCAGUGGUCUGCAUGAUGGUUACGUUUUGUGCAGCACUUUUUGCUAUGUUCAAAGGAAAAGCGUAUCAACCGCUGCUGAUAGUUGCCAUAGUACUUGCAAGUAUCCCUAUUAUUGCAUUUAUCCCAUCGCAGCUGCGCUUCUCCCGUGAGAUUUUCUAUUCUACCACCAGGUCUAAUCUCUAAUGUGUGCAAUCCAAUUAAGAAAGGAAACGCUAAGCAUUGAGCACCUAAUUCACAACUUUAUAACUUGAUAACUUUUCAUGUGUAUUUUUAUUCACUCCAAAUUCUUUUUCGUAUAUUUUUAUCUAUUUACUCUUUUAUCUAAAAAGAACUGUAUGUUGAAUAGGGGUGUGCAUGGUUUGACUUGAUCCGAAGACCCGACCCGGUCCCAAACAUUUUAGGGACUAAUUUGGUGUGAUUUUAUCGAGUUUAGGGGUCGGGUAAGAGUCUUAAAA